UCAAAGAUAGUUAGCAAUGUACCAGCCAUUUUUUACACUUUCUUCUGCCUUUUUUGUGCAUCAGACAAAAGUGUUUUUAAACCACACGAGAUAAAGCAGCUUUUUCUCGGGACUACCCCUGUUUCUUGUGAUUAAACGAAGAGUAGGGCUCAGCGUUAGCUCUUUUUUUUUUGCAGUCUUUUAAAUGUAAUGGCCUUAAAGGAAAGAGUAUUUAUCGAAGAAACAAUUUAUCAUUCUGCAGAACAGUCUUCAGACUCGCUAUUUUAGAUCUAUUUAUUAGCACUGUGUGCCGGCUACAUCAUGCCAGAAGACAAACACUGUAAGCUGCUGCAGCCGUCCAGGAGCUGCGACACUAAAAAAAAGACAAAGAGGAAUAAGAAAAAGAGGAAACAAGUCACUACUUCCUCCACUCCUCCGGGAAACACAGAGACCCCUCAGGCUGCAUCGUUGCCCCCUGAGACCUCGUCUGUGUCCCAGCCCCCCCCACAGAGUCCGGGUCAGCCACGAGCCCAGCUGCCCAUGCUUAAAACAACCAGCCACAAGCACGGAGAGCGGCUCCCUGGCAGCAACAGGAAGAGCAAAAAACACCCUAAAGACUCCCCGACUCUGCUGACAGCGGCAGAAAAGAUCAGUGUCAGUGGAGAACUCAGCGCCCAGGCCAAGGAGAGCCUGAGGUGGGAGGGCGAGCUGGAAGACCCCCAGGACGAGGAGAAGAGGCUGGAGCUGUACAGGGCCAACAGGCGGCAGCGUUACAUCACACACAGAGACGCUCUGAUAAAAGAUACUGCCUUGAGAAAGACUUUUCCUAAAUAGAGCAGAGAAAAACAGGCUUUGAAUGAACUUGGUCGACAGGAGUAUUCUCUUAAUUUGAGCACCGACUGAAUUAAAGAAGCAAGUGAGAGCCUCAUGCCUUUUAUCUCAGGCUUUAUUUUUGAUAGUUUAAAACAGAUUUAGGCAAAUUGAGCAAAAUAAUGAAGGUGCUGUUUAAGACAGAUAAAUUAAGUAUGUUGCAAAUGUAAUACCCUAUAAUGCACCUGACUGACAUGUUUUCUCUGUCAGGUACAAAACAAACAGUAUCACGACUGUCGUGGACGAGGACAGGCCCUGUUUAAAACUUAAUAGAGGAUUUGCACCAUUUAUCUUCUAGCUUCUAAAUAAUGUAAUACUUCCUGAAAAGACCAAAAGUGGAACUUUCAGGGCUGAAACCCAAUCAGGAUAAUACCACUGAGCGCCCCUCACAUCUGUUUACCACAGGUAGAGAGGUAGGUUUAAUUGGAUGGGGGUCACAUGACAUUUUCCACCCCUACAAUGUAAGAACUUUAAUACAGGUUAGCAGUUUUCUUUCGCGUAAUUCACCCUAGAGGAUGAGGUGUGAAAUGUAAUUGUUACUUCUAUAACUAUGUGUCAGAUAUGUGUUACUAAAAACUGUGGUAUCUAAUUAUCUAAUGUUCAAUCUGUUUAAUCCAGCCAUGGAUAAACCACUCUCUCUUAACACUUAUUUAAAAUUAAAAAGCAAUCAAAGGAUGCUGCGGAUACUUCAAAUAACAUAAAAACUCAAAAGUAAAUCUUAAAGUAAAAAAGGUCGCUGCUGGAUGCAAAAUGGCAGGACAUUCGUGUUUUCCCUGAGCAAAUGACAAGCUCCAACGCUGAUAAGUGAUGCAAGAAGAAACAAUACUGUUGUGCCUGAGAUUUCUUUUUAUGCAUAAACAAAGUUAAACACAAGACAAAAUAGUUCAAAUGAAAAGUACAUUCCUGUUAUGUUCACUGAGGCGUCAGGGUUUACUUUGCAUUGAUGACAAAGACUGGGGUUGCGGUCGAAUAGUCCAAA
This is a messenger RNA of Trematomus bernacchii (emerald rockcod), 1828 nucleotides long. It is a transcript of the gene cunh17orf97, whose product is annotated as chromosome unknown C17orf97 homolog. The transcript is spliced from 2 exons. Lineage: Eukaryota; Metazoa; Chordata; Actinopteri; Perciformes; Nototheniidae. The record is from RefSeq and is a predicted model, not a curated record. Gene Ontology annotation, biological process: protein arginylation. The coding region runs from base 301 to 813 and encodes 170 amino acids.